Molecule: messenger RNA, 1158 nt
Organism: Morone saxatilis (striped sea-bass)
Lineage: Eukaryota; Metazoa; Chordata; Actinopteri; Moronidae
Gene: ciroz
Product: chromosome unknown C1orf127 homolog
Exons: 3
Coding region: 4-738 (244 amino acids)
Source: RefSeq, a predicted model, not a curated record
CACAUGGGUUUGACCAAGCGGGGCAGCUACGUCAAUGAAGCACUGACAGUCAGUAAUGUGUCAGUGAAGCAGACAGAUCAUUUCGCUGUGCAUGAGACGAGUGAAUUUGUGACACUGACCAUUCCUACAGCCCGAAUACUCCAGACCAAGGCCUGCGCAGACAGCAAACAACUCCUGCAGCCGUUCUACAGGGUGGAUGUUGUGCUCACCUUCAAAGAGACAAAUCACAAAAUGCACUGGACCAUGGAGAACACACUGCCAUGCACAGCCAGGGCUGCUGAGUCACACAUCACACCCUCUCCUGGUCCAAACACCACAUGGCUGUCCACGCUCAACUUUAAACGUGAGAAUUUAACUACACUGGACCGCUCCACCGUCCCUGUAGGGAAACUGAACGAAAGUGGUCCUUUGGAAGAGAUGGGUGCAGAGUUUUCCACAACAUUAUCACCUCAUACACAGAUGGAGGGCCGCAGUUUUAAUCUCCACACUGAUGAGAUGUCUAAGAGUCAAAGUGGACAUUCAUCUUCCAGGUUUAAUGGUGACAACAUUACUUCCAUUAAUGCGACUGGAACAAGCUUUUUUGAUUUUCACAAUGCCACUGCAAAUAUUUCAGCAGAGCCAGUUUUCCUUGAGUCAUCAACGGUUCCACCGGAACAAAAAUACCAACAAUUACACACAACCAGUGGGAAUAAAGAGCAGCAGGAACAGGGAAAACCAAAGUGGAUUUGGGGGGAGUAGAAACUGGACAAAAUCUGUGAAAUCUGUGAUUAUUAAAUGUAAUUUUCUUAGUUUUAUGUACUCACACAGACUUCACACUUACUUUAAAGCCUUUUGAUUUGCUUCUUUUGUUUUAAUUCUCACUGGUGUCAUGUGUUACAGCUACGUCUGUUUGCAGUCUUUAAAGGUGAUGCUGUGGUCAGUCAGUGCUGUGAAGGUUGAUUAUACAAGCAGAAAUACAGCCAGACCUCUGCCAGCCAUUGCCUGAGGGUGGACAUUAUCCAGACGCAGACAAGGCAGGCGUUAAAUAAACAUGUCUCUAUUCGGGCAGCACAACAGGCUGACGUAGAGAAGACCAAGCAGUUGUUAAACCUGAUGCCAUCUUCAGGAGCAGCCUUGCGUUAUAUAAAAACUCAUAAUAAAGACUUGAUUUUCAAUGAC